Ficedula albicollis (Collared flycatcher) is the source of this 2297-nucleotide messenger RNA. RefSeq names its product adenosine deaminase, RNA specific B1 (gene ADARB1). Gene Ontology annotation, molecular function: double-stranded RNA binding; tRNA-specific adenosine deaminase activity; double-stranded RNA adenosine deaminase activity. Lineage: Eukaryota; Metazoa; Chordata; Aves; Passeriformes; Muscicapidae. The coding region runs from base 44 to 2149 and encodes 701 amino acids. Gene Ontology annotation, biological process: RNA processing; adenosine to inosine editing. The record is from RefSeq and is a predicted model, not a curated record. The transcript is spliced from 10 exons. Gene Ontology annotation, cellular component: cytoplasm; nucleolus.
AAGCCGUCUCCGCCAGCCAAGAAACCAGCAAAGAUAUUUCACAAUGGAUGUAGAUGAUGAAGAAAACAUGAGUUCGAGCAGCACCGACAUUAAAGAGAACCGCAAUGUGGACAACGUUCCCCCCAAGGACGGCGCCGGGCCGGGGCCCGGGGAGGGCACCCCGCUCUCCAACGGCGGCGGCAGCAGCAGCAGCAGCAGGAAGAGACCUCUGGAGGAGGGCAACAAUGGCCAUGCCAAAUUCCGCCCCAAGAAGAGGAAGAAAACGCCCGGCCCCGUUCUGCCCAAGAACGCCCUGAUGCAGCUCAACGAGAUUAAGCCCGGUUUGCAGUACAAACUGCUCUCGCAGACGGGGCCGGUGCACGCCCCCAUGUUUGUGAUGGCGGUGGAAGUCAACGGACAGGUGUUUGAGGGCUCCGGCCCAACGAAGAAGAAGGCCAAGCUUCACGCCGCCGAGAAGGCUCUGCGCUCCUUCGUGCAGUUCCCAAACGCCUCGGAAGCCCACCUGGCCAUGGGCAGGACUCUGUCGGUCAACACAGACUUCACAUCCGACCAGGCCGAUUUCCCCGACACCCUGUUCAAUGGCUUUGAGACGCCGGUCCCGUCCGACGCCUCCUUCUACCUGGGCUCCAACGGGGACGGCUCCUUUGGCUCGGGCGGGGACUACGGGCUGCCAUCGUCCGCCGUAGCCAGCGGCCUUUCCCAGUCGCCCCUGCCCCCUGCCUCCCCCUACCCCACGGCCAGCGGCAAGAACCCCGUCAUGAUCCUCAACGAGCUGCGCCCCGGCCUCAAGUACGAGUUCCUCUCGGAGAGCGGGGAGAGCCACGCCAAGAACUUCGUCAUGGCCGUGGCUGUGGACGGACAGACUUUCGAAGGCUCGGGCAGGAAUAAAAAGCUGGCAAAAGCUCGGGCUGCUCAGUCAGCCCUGGCAUCCCUGUUCAACAUGCAGCUGGACCAGACUCCAUCUCGCCAGCCCAUUCCCAGCGAGGGGCUCCAGUUACACUUGCCACAGGUGUUAGCUGAUGCUGUUGCACGCUUGGUUGUAGAUAAAUUCAGUGAUUUGACAGAAAAUUUCUCAUCUCCACAUGCACGUCGAAAAGUCCUUGCUGGAGUUGUCAUGACAACAGGUACAGAUGUGAAAGAUGCCUUGGUAAUAAGUGUUUCUACAGGAACAAAAUGCAUCAACGGUGAAUACAUGAGUGAUCGUGGUCUUGCAUUAAAUGAUUGCCAUGCAGAAAUUAUAGCUCGGCGGUGUCUGCUGAAAUUUCUGUACACACAACUUGAGCUUUACCUAAGCAAUAAAGAAGAUCAGCAAAAAUCCAUUUUCAUCAGGUCAGAGCAAGGCGGGUUUAAGCUGAAGGAGAAUGUGCAGUUCCAUCUGUAUAUCAGCACAUCUCCUUGUGGUGAUGCUCGGAUUUUCUCACCCCAUGAAGCAGCACAAGAGGACCAAGGGGACAGACAUCCAAACCGCAAAGCCAGGGGACAGCUACGGACAAAGAUCGAGUCUGGGGAAGGGACCAUCCCUGUGCGCUCCACCACCACCAUCCAGACCUGGGAUGGGGUCUUGCAGGGAGAGAGGCUGCUGACCAUGUCCUGCAGUGACAAGAUAGCCAGGUGGAACGUAUUGGGUAUUCAAGGAGCCUUACUUAGCCUCUUUGUGGAGCCAAUUUACUUCUCUAGCAUCAUCUUGGGGAGUUUAUAUCAUGGGGAUCAUCUAUCCAGAGCCGUAUACCAGAGGAUAGCAGAGAUAGAAGAUCUACCACCUCUUUAUACACUCAACAGACCUUUACUUAGUGGUAUCAGCAACGCAGAAGCCCGUCAGCCAGGGAAAGCCCCGAACUUCAGUGUGAACUGGACAGUGGGAGACUCUGGGCUGGAAGUCAUUAACGCCACGACUGGCAAGGAUGAGAUGGGCCGCGCCUCCCGCCUCUGCAAGCACGCCUUCUACAGCCGCUGGAUGCGCAUCCACGCCAAGCUUUCCUCCAGCUUGCGCUCCAAGAUCCUCAAGCCCAACCUGUACCACGACACCAAGCAAGGAGCCACGGAGUAUCAAACUGCUAAAGAGUGUUUGUUUAAAGCAUUCCUGAAGGCAGGACUUGGAGCCUGGGUGGAGAAGCCCAUAGAACAGGAUCAGUUUUCUCUCACAGUCUAAUUCACAAACUGCACAUCACUUUGGAAAGGGAGUUGUUCUGGAGAUUCCUGGUGUCCAGCAUUGCUUUCUGGCAUCUCCACGGCCGUCACAACAUCCUUCUGCUCUUUGGAGUUGGGUUUCUUUGGGUUUUUUUUGAGACUUCACAGUA